This is a messenger RNA of Limulus polyphemus (Atlantic horseshoe crab), 2332 nucleotides long. It is a transcript of the gene waw, whose product is annotated as translation factor GUF1 homolog, mitochondrial-like. Gene Ontology annotation, cellular component: mitochondrion. Gene Ontology annotation, biological process: positive regulation of translation. Gene Ontology annotation, molecular function: GTP binding; mitochondrial ribosome binding. Lineage: Eukaryota; Metazoa; Arthropoda; Merostomata; Xiphosura; Limulidae. The transcript is spliced from 13 exons. The record is from RefSeq and is a predicted model, not a curated record. Bases 208 to 1668 code for a protein of 486 amino acids.
UUAACAACCUACCAUCAACACAGGUUGAUCAGUAUAACUGGCAUUAGUCCAUAUGGAAGCUUCAGCUCUAUAUAUUUUUGUGCUAUGAGCUAAGUAUUUUUUGGCUGAUUCUUUAGGGAGUUCAGGCACAAACAGUGGCAAACUUCAACCUGGCAUUUCUCUCUGACCUGACCAUUAUUCCUGUGAUCAACAAGAUUGAUUUGAAGAAUGCUAAACCUGAGAGAGUGGCUGAGCAGAUUGAAAAGCUGUUUAGUGUGGAACCUUCAGAGAUUCUCAAAGAUAACUCUUCUGUUUCCCAAUUCACUGGUGGAUGUGGCACUGGAAGACCAUCCCCAUGAGGUUUCAGCAAAGCUAGGAACUGGAAUAGAUGAUGUUCUGAGAGCAGUAGUUGAAAGGAUUCCACCACCCCCUGGAGACUCACAGAAACCUUUUCGUGCACUUCUAUUUGAUUCUUGGUUUGAUCACUUUCGAGGAGCUAUAGCUCUGGUAGAAGUUAUUGAUGGAUCCAUAAAGACUGGGGAUUACAUUUCAUCACAUUUCACCAGCCAGUCGUAUGAGGUUCGUGAACUGAGUAUUCUUCAUCCUGAAGAAACCCCGGUAACCAAACUAUUUACUGGCCAAGUGGGAUGUAUUGUUGCUGGUAUGAGGUCAUCUGAAGAGGCUAAAGUUGGAGAUACUUUGUUCUUGAAAGAUACUAAUGUUUCUUACCUUCCAGGUUUCAAACCUGCUAAACCUAUGGUUUAUGCUGGAUUAUAUCCAGUUGACCAAUCACAAAAUCCUUCUCUGAGACGUGCGCUAGAAAAGCUAUGUCUUAGUGAUUCCAGUGUAUCAGUAAGUAUUGACUCAAGCCCUGCCUUAGGUCAAGGCUGGAGGCUGGGCUUUCUAGGGUUGCUGCACAUGGAAGUAUUUUCACAGCGACUCGAUCAAGAAUUUGAUACACAGGUUGUUAUAACUUCCCCAAAUGUGCCUUAUAAAGCAAUCAUAAAGGGGGAGAACAAUAUAAAGUUAUAUGGAAGUAAAGAAGUUAUAAUUACAAACCCUCUUAAGUUUCCAGAAUCUAACAUAGUAGAAGAAUACCUGGAACCAAUGGUGACUGGAACAAUCAUCACUCCUGAUUCUUAUCUCGGCAGUGUAAUCUCUCUCUCUAUGGAACGACGAGGUGUUCAACAGUCAUCUGAAAACAUUGACAACAAUACAAUCAUGCUACGGUACAAAUUUCCACUUGGAGAAAUUAUUGUGGACUUUUUUGAUGAAUUGAAAUCUCUUUCUUCAGGCUAUGCCAGUUUUGACUAUGAAGAAAGUGGCUAUGAGCCAAGUAAUUUGGUUAAAAUGAAUAUUCUACUGAAUGGUCAAUUAGUUGAAGAGUUAACUACCAUUGUUCAUUCAUCACGAGCACAGAGUGUUGGCCGGAACAUGUGCCAGAGACUCAAGGAUACCAUCCCUGCGCAGUUGUUUCAAAUUGGUAUUCAGGCUGCUGUUAAUGGGAAGAUUUUAGCCAGAGAAAACAUUAAAGCUUUGAAAAAAAAUGUUCUAGCCAAGUGUUAUGGUGGAGAUAUCACCCGCAAGAUGAAACUCCUUCGUCGGCAGGCAGAGGGAAAGAAAAAAAUGAGAAUGGUGGGAAAUAUACAAGUACCAAGAGAAGCUUUCAUUAAAGUUCUAAAAAAAUAACUAUACAAUAUCAAGCAGAAACAAAUUUUUACUAUGUAAGUACAGUAUCUAGUCAGUUUAUGUAACAUCAGCCAUUAAAAAAAACAAAGAUUUCUGUAUCAAGUUACCAGUCUUAAUCAAUGUAUAGUAUCCAGUCAGUUUAUGUAACAUUACACAUUAAUAAAACGAAGAUUUCUGUAAAGUUACCAGUCUUUCUGAUGUAUACUAUCCACUCAGUUUAUGUAACAUCAGACACUAAAAUAAAAAGAUUUCUGUAUCAAGUUACCAGUCUUAAUCAGUGUAUAGUAUCCAGUCAGUUUAUGUGACAUUAAAUAUAAAUAGAAUAAAGAUUUCUGUAUCAAGGUAUCACUCUUUUUGAAUAUGUAGUGUCCAGUCAGUUUAUGUAACAUCGUCCAUUAAAAAAAACAAAGAUUACUGUAUCAAGUUACCAGUCUUAAUCAAUGUAUAGUAUCCAGUCAGUUUAUGUAACGUUACACAUUAAUAAAACGAAGAUUUCUGUAAAGUUACCAGUCUUUCUGAAUGUAUAGUAUCCAGUCAGUUUAUGUAACUUUAGACAUGAAUAAAACAAAGAUUUCUGUAUCAAGUUACCAGUCUUUCUGAAUGUAUAGUAUCCAGUCAGUUUAUGUAACUUUAGACAUGAAUAAAACAAAGAUUUCGGUAUCAA